Sinocyclocheilus anshuiensis is the source of this 1129-nucleotide messenger RNA. RefSeq names its product 2-oxoglutarate receptor 1-like. Gene Ontology annotation, cellular component: plasma membrane. The record is from RefSeq and is a predicted model, not a curated record. NCBI's taxonomy places the organism in Eukaryota, Metazoa, Chordata, Actinopteri, Cypriniformes, Cyprinidae. Gene Ontology annotation, molecular function: G protein-coupled receptor activity. Gene Ontology annotation, biological process: G protein-coupled receptor signaling pathway. The transcript is spliced from 2 exons. Bases 63 to 1040 code for a protein of 325 amino acids.
GCAGUCCGUUUCACUGAGGAACCAGCGGCUGAACCUGAAGCAUCUGCACACAUUGAACAACCAUGAGCAACCCUUACUACGGCUGGAGCAACAGCUCGACUGACAACUGCACCGACGUGGACGAUCUGAUGAAGCGCUACUAUCUGCCCGCGUUUUACGGCACCAUCUUCGUCGUAGGCGUGAUAGGCAACAUCACCGCUCUGCUGGUCUACGUGGUUAAAGUUCGUCCCUGGAAGAGCAGCACCAUCAUCAUGGUGAACCUCGUCAUCACCGACCUCCUCUUCAUGAUCUCCUUGCCCUUCCUGACCUACUACUACAGCCUCAACGACUCGUGGACGCUGGGCAUCAUCAUGUGUCGCUUCACGCGCUUCAUCUUCCACUUCAACCUCUACGGCAGCAUCCUCUUCCUCACCUGUCUGUCCAUCUUUCGCUACGUGGCGGUCGUGCAUCCGACGCACGCACACAGCAUCAAGCAGAAGCGCUGGGGAACGCUGGCGUGCAUCCUGUGCUGGGCCGUGGCGGUUGCAGAAAUAAGUCCGAUUUUUAACCAAAUUGAAAUGAAGCAGCUCGACAACAAAACCUACUGCUUGGAUCUUGCGAGCAACAACCCACAAUUCAUGUGGCCGUAUAGUUGGGUGUUGACCGUGCUUGGAUAUCUGGUUCCUCUAGUCGUGGUCUGUCUUUGCUAUUGGCGCAUCAUUAAAGUGCUAAAGAAAGGUCCUCAUAAGGAAAGCAGCAAACGUGUAAGAGCGAGGCGGCUCAUCGUGUUGAUUCUGACAUGCUUCAUUGUGUGCUUUUUCCCUUUUCACGUGCUACGGGCUUGGAGGAUCUACACGAGACUCACUCCGGAAACCGACUGCAUGCUGGACCGCUGGGUUCACGCCGCCUAUAUCAUCUCGAGGCCGAUUGCUGCAAUCAACAUCAUUUUCAACCUGCCGCUCUAUACGUUAUCGGGCGAUUGUUUUAAGCAGGCCUUCGUGGAAAUGUUCAAAUGUGAUCGGUUCGUGGCGAAAAUAAAGGGAUUGUUAAAGCGGCUGUGAUCAACAAACCCACGACCAACAUCACGCAUGACCAAAGCAGCUGAGACUCAUGCUGGUGUUUGAAAUGUACAGUGAACGAUGAGCCAAAG